AUGAGAGAUAAUCGAGAAAGAGCUAAUACUCAAGUCGAUAAUAAUUCGUAUGAGGACAUCAUCAAGAAAUACAAGAACAUAAGUCCCACCAGCAAUAUGUCAACCUAAUUGGAGUCUAUCGAGGAAGAUGAAGUUCCCUCAAAUUUUUCAAUUGACUAGAUGGAAAAGGAAACAGAGAAAAAUUAAUUUCUCAGGAAAGCCAACGACUUGGAUCUUGUCAAUCAAAAUGAAUCAAUCUUUAGAUGUACCUUGAGUGAUGAUAAAUUAAAAGAACUCAAAUAAGGUAAAAAUGAAUGUUGUAUCUGUCACAAAAGUGCCUCACUUAUUCAUAAGUUGACACAAUGCAAAUUCUGUGGUAAUGUGGUAUGCAAAGAACAUGGAAAAAAGAAAAGAAAGGAUCCCAGUAAUCCUACCACUUUCAGACGAUUGUGUGAAAUCUGCGAAGACAAAUACAUUAGACUCAGUGUAGAAACAGCUUACAAAUAGAAGAGAGACCAAUUGGCUCAAUAAGCCUUGGAGUUGGAUACCUAAUCCAAAAGCCUGUUAUAGGAUAUUAGAUCUUUGUAGAAUCAGGUUUCUGAAAUCUAAUAAUAAGGUGUCAAACAAUAAGGGGAAUACAAGCAGAUACAGAAUGAACUUAUUUUUAAAACGUAGAAAUUAGACAAUGAAACCAAAGGCUUUUAGGAUGAGAAUCUUAAGUUGAAAUCGAUAAUUCAAUCCAUAAAAAAGGAAAUGCUAUCAUUGAAUGAAAGACUCAAUGAAAAAAAGAUAGAUUCUCAAAAGAAGCAGCAUAAUUUACAUCAAAUUGAACAAGAAAUUCAAUACAAUGAUAUUGAAUGCUAAAAAGUUAUGUUGGAAAUUGAAAAGUUAUAAUUAACUAUACAAUCCAAAAAACAAAAAGAUCAAUAACAAAAAAUAUAAUAGAAAUCUCAAAUUCAAAAAUCUGAGGUCAAAAAUUAUCAGCAAUAUAUUUAAACCGAUGAUUCUACAACUAUUUAAUAAUUCAAUCCAUAUUUAAAUAAUAAUAAUAAUUUGACAAUUAAUACCAAUUAGAGUAUUGAAAACGAACCAGAAAAAUCAGAUGAGAAAAAAAAGAAAUCCAAGAAGGAAUCAGAAGAUCGAGAAGAAGGUAGUUGUUGUUCAAUCAUGUGA
Messenger RNA from Paramecium tetraurelia, 1152 nucleotides. RefSeq lists its product as uncharacterized. NCBI's taxonomy places the organism in Eukaryota, Ciliophora, Oligohymenophorea, Peniculida, Parameciidae. The record is from RefSeq and is a predicted model, not a curated record. The transcript is spliced from 2 exons.